UACCGCCCACAAGAUUCUGUAAUUGAAGUAAACAUGUAGAACAUGACACUGCGCCUAUGCCAUUUCUUAUGCCUAGCCGAUCAUUUAUAUAUCCACGUAGAGGGACAUGAGGAAAAAAGCUAAUGGAUGAAACAAAAUCGAUAUAGUUUGCACAGAUUUGCUAUUGUUAUCGCGUGCCCGUAGGCAACGCAUUUUGCACGUACGAUCUGCUACUUAUCGUGCACUGCACCGCUGGGUUAUUCUUGUACUUGGCUUAACGACGUUUAGGUGUAUCUAUGCAUUCAUGGGCCUUGUACCGUGAAAUAUCAUGCUCGCCUAAUGAAGUGCAGCAUGCAUUUACCACAAAGCAGUUGAAUUGAAAUAUGGUGAACUGGGCUGGAUGAACAAACCUCUGUCUUUAGUGACUGGACAAAUCCGAAUCUGAAACCUUCUGGAUUGUGCUUGUGUCAUUGUUCAUCAAUAUGGACAGGGAAACAUUACAUACCUCCUCCGGUCUUAUCAAAAUACCCAGACAAACGCAUCAGCGGUGUUCUUCUCAUUUUGUCGACUACAUCGAAAAGAACAUGAGCUAUUCCAGAUUCUUUAAAAACUACUUGAUUCCAAACCACCCCUGUGUUUUUUCAAAGAAGUUUACAGAAGAGUGGAACUGCAGGAAAUACUGGGUCACAGAGGAGGGGAAGCCUAAUUUCUCUAGGCUUCUGCAACAGUUUGAAGAAACACCAGUGCCUGUGGCAAACUGUAAUGUUAAGGAAUAUAAUGCAAAUCCCAAGCAAAUAAUCCCAUUUAAAGAAUUCAUCCAGUAUUGGAGAGAAUAUAUUCAAAAUGGACACUCCUCACCCAAAGGAUGUCUUUAUCUGAAAGACUGGCAUAUGCACAGGAACUUUCCUGAGCACAACAGCUACAGAACACCCAUAUACUUUUCUUCAGACUGGCUCAAUGAAUACUGGGAUUCAAUUGAAGUGGAUGACUAUCGCUUUGUCUACAUGGGUCCUAAAGGCUCCUGGACUCCCUUCCAUGCAGAUGUGUUCCGCUCCUACAGCUGGUCAGCUAACAUUUGUGGGAGGAAGAAGUGGCUCCUCUAUCCCCCCGGCCAAGAGGAGUUUUUAAGAGAUCGCCAUGGCACUCUGGCUUAUGAUGUUACAGCGCCAAUGCUUCAAGAUAAAGGGCAGUACCCACACAUAGACAAAGCAUGCCAGCCUCUGGAGAUCAUUCAGGAAGCAGGGGAAAUUAUUUUUGUGCCAAGUGGCUGGCAUCAUCAAGUUUACAAUCUGGAGGAUACCAUUUCUAUUAACCAUAACUGGUUAAAUGGUUCUAAUCUGGACAUCAUGUGGCAAUUCUUACAAGAUGAACUUGCCUCUGUCCAAAGAGAAAUUGAAGAAUGGAGGGAAACCAUGGACUCUUGGCAUCAACAUUGCCAGGUAAUCAUGAAGUCAUGCACUGGAAUUGACUAUGGAGAGUUUGCCACAUUUUUAAAGAUAAUUGCAAACAGUCGCAUAUCUUUUUUGAACUCUUAUCCAGCGAGCAACUCUCUUCAGUCAAGACAUCUUGCUGAAGCCCUUGAAUCUUUGGGUCCUCAUCAUGCAACAUUUGACCUUCAAAGAGUCACUUAUAUUCUUGAAAGUAUGCUUAACAAUGAAGACUUCAAGAGACUUGACCCUUCAAUUUUAAAGUUCCAGCCAGAGGCACUACUUCAAGAAAUACGAGAGGCUACAAGGUCUAGUGUAUGACAGUCAAACCCUAAACAAAACAUUUCUCACCAGAAAACAUACACAUUUUGCUUUAAAAUGUUUAUUCAACAAACAAAAUAAACAAAUAAUUUCUU
Alosa alosa (allis shad) is the source of this 1822-nucleotide messenger RNA. It is a transcript of the gene jmjd4, whose product is annotated as jumonji domain containing 4. The record is from RefSeq and is a predicted model, not a curated record. The coding region runs from base 462 to 1727 and encodes 421 amino acids. Gene Ontology annotation, biological process: positive regulation of translational termination; negative regulation of gene expression; protein hydroxylation. Lineage: Eukaryota; Metazoa; Chordata; Actinopteri; Clupeiformes; Clupeidae. Gene Ontology annotation, cellular component: nucleus; cytoplasm. The transcript is spliced from 6 exons. Gene Ontology annotation, molecular function: sequence-specific DNA binding; histone H4R3 demethylase activity.